Molecule: messenger RNA, 1857 nt
Organism: Pimephales promelas (fathead minnow)
Lineage: Eukaryota; Metazoa; Chordata; Actinopteri; Cypriniformes; Leuciscidae
Gene: ptger2b
Product: prostaglandin E receptor 2b (subtype EP2)
Biological process (GO): positive regulation of cytosolic calcium ion concentration; adenylate cyclase-activating G protein-coupled receptor signaling pathway; inflammatory response
Cellular component (GO): plasma membrane
Molecular function (GO): prostaglandin E receptor activity
Source: RefSeq, a predicted model, not a curated record
UCACGCUCGUUGCUCCUCUCGUUUGAAAGUUAUGGGCAGUGCCGUGCGUAAAGUUCGGCUCCGCUAUAAGUAUGUAUGGAGCCUAAUUCUUCUCUGCUAUGAUAUAUCGUUUUCCUGAAAUUCACUUCAAGCAGCACAAAAGUGUACACCAGGGUGGAUAAUACAGGAGAACAACAACAACAACAACAAAAACGGCAUUUUUAUGGCAUCAUUUGCGAAAAACGUCAGCUGCCAGGAGCGCCUCGAUGUCUCCGAAGGAUCUCCCACAACAUCUGCGAUCAUGUUUUCCGCCGGUGUCCUUGGAAACGUGGUCGCAUUAGUUCUCUUGGAAAUACGGCGGAGGAAAAAACCCGCGUCUUUGUUCCAAGUCCUAGUCACAUCUUUGGUCAUCACAGAUUUGCUGGGAACAUUCUCCGUCAGUCCUCUGGUUUUAACUGCGUACUUGAGGAAGCAGUCUUUGCUCGGGAUGAAUGAAAAAAAAUUCGUUUGCGGGCACUUUGGAUAUGCAAUGACAUUUUUCAGCUUGGUCACUCUCGCUAUUCUUCUCUCCAUGGCCGUGGAGCGCUGGCUCUCCUUAGGACAUCCUUACUUUUAUGAGAAGCGCUUGAGUAAACGUUGCGGGUACAUCACCAUAGCUCUUAUUUAUUUGCUUUGCGCUCUUUUCUGUAUCACGCCUUUCUUUGGUUUUGGGAAGUAUAUUCAAUACUGUCCGGGGACGUGGUGCUUCAUUGACAUGAACACAUCAGAGACCAAGCAUAAAGUGUUCAAUAUCAUCUACGCGACUUGCUUGCUCGUGAUGAUUGUGUGUACGGUUUUGUGCAACGUGUCCGUCAUCUAUCAUCUUUUACUAAUGUUCCGAAGACGCAAGGCGCACCGGAGCUCUAUCCGACGGCAGCAAGGUCACAAGAGGCAUCGGUCCAUCGCGAAGGAGGUGGAACAUCUGGUACUGCUCGGGUUCAUGACCAUAGCAUUCGUCAUUUGCUCUCUUCCUCUUGUGAUUCAUCUGUACUCCGGCCAAAAAGAUAAAAAUGGUCUCAUACCCCUUCUUUUCGUAUCGGUCAACCCCAUCAUAGACCCUUGGGUCUUCAUCAUCCUCAGUCCCCCGGUGCCUCGCCUGCUCUGGGACAAGAUAUGCAAGACCAUAAAGUCCAAACCCACACAAGAGAAGGUCCGCAGCAUUCAUCCAGUCCUGUUUCAGAAAAGCCCUCCUGGAGAUUCAGAAGGAGGCAGUUUCCUGAAAGUUUACACAGGAAUUCCUGGAUCCGCUGGCUCCUGAUCUCUAAAACUUCCCUGUGUUGGUGGGGAUGACUAUGGAGUGAUUGCUCACCCAUAUUACGAAAAUAACGUAUGCAGAAGUCUCAGGACACUGGAUGCCUUAACAGCUGGACCUGAGACCUCAGGGUGACUGAGCUUGGUGGUAAUGUGCCUGUGAUGUCAUGGAGAAUAUACAAGAUUAUAUUUUUUUAGAAAAUUAAAUGUAUUUAUUGUCUUUAUUUAAAGAGAGAGAGAAAAAUUGUUGACUUAAAUGGAGAGUCGUGCUACCUGUUUCAACUUUAUGGGGAAUGCAGUUCUCAUUCUUUGUUUGACUUUCAUGCUUCAUCAGUUUUGUUUUCUAAACACCACUGCAAAUAUAUGCCGGACUGAAUCAUGUCACAGCAAGCCAUUUCACUUCGAAAAAGUCAUUUGGAGGGGAGUUGAAGCACUCUAAACUGAGGAAAUAAAAGUUGAUGCAUCAAUCAACUGUUUUGAAUCAGUCAUGUUCAGGGGUAUUCACUUAUAUGUUUGAAUCUCCUGGAACUCAAAUCGAUAGUUCGCCCCAAAUAAUAAUUAUAUCAUGAUUUACACCCUCAUUUUGUU